AUGGGGGAAAUGAAUUUCAAUGCUUUCGUCUUUGAUUUUACUGCCUGCGAGAAAGAAUUCGACCGUAAUUUGGGAGCCAUUAAGAUAAAUUCAGGUGCUUCAUUCCAGCAGAGGAAUAAUCCAUAUUUUGUCAUAACAAUAAAACAACAUAAUUCUCCUGGUUCGAGGGCGCAGUAUGUGCGUAUUCCGGCAAAAUUUUGGAAAUCGAAUGGCCUGAAUGAGAAGACUAGUGUAAAUCUGAGAGAUCCUUCAGGCAAGAAAUGGCCAGUGGAACUAAAAUUUGACAAAAAUGGUACAAGUUAUCAUCGUUUAAUUAUGCUUAGGGGCUGGAAGCAGUUUUAUGAAUCCAACAAGCUAAAAAAUGGAAAUGUUUGCACUUUUGAACUCAAUCAUAAUCCAGAAGGGUCCACUGUUGCUUCAAUGGAUGUGCACAUUGAAAGAGCUCCAAAUUGA
Molecule: messenger RNA, 453 nt
Organism: Olea europaea var. sylvestris
Lineage: Eukaryota; Viridiplantae; Streptophyta; Magnoliopsida; Lamiales; Oleaceae
Product: B3 domain-containing protein REM3-like
Exons: 3
Coding region: 1-453 (150 amino acids)
Molecular function (GO): DNA binding
Source: RefSeq, a predicted model, not a curated record